Striga hermonthica is the source of this 831-nucleotide messenger RNA. NCBI's taxonomy places the organism in Eukaryota, Viridiplantae, Streptophyta, Magnoliopsida, Lamiales, Orobanchaceae. The record is from the annotation of a GenBank genome assembly.
AUGAAGCUGAAAAGAUUUCUAUCAAUCCAUGUUUUAUCAGUGUUCUUCCUAUUAGGGUUCAUAUAUUACGAGACAACAUUUGUAUUCAUCGAAGAUUGGUAUGGGUUGCAGAGCUCAGCUGGGCUGCUCAACUCUCUGAUUUUCAGCUUUCUGGCGUUUCUGUGCGUUUUUUCACUCUUGGUGUGUGUUCUAUCGGACCCCGGCGGCGUCCCGUCUGGUUACAUCCCCGAUGUUGAAGACAGCCAGGGCUCCGAUCAAGAAUCCAAGAGAAAUGGUGCGCAUACGAGGCUCUGUGACAAGUGCUCCGUGCACAAGCCUCCAAGGGCCCAUCAUUGUCGUGUCUGCAGAAUGUGUGUUCUAAGGAUGGAUCACCAUUGUUCCUGGAUUAAUAAUUGUGUAGGCCUUAAGAACUACAAGUCAUUCCUUCUUUUACUCUUCUAUGCAACCGCUGGGAGCACUUACUCAGCAAUUGUCAUAAUAUGCUGCACACUUGAGAAGAACUGGGAUUCCAUUGACAACCAUCCAGCCAAGAUCCUUCAUGUUGUGUGUGGAGUCAUGAGUAUAGGUGUAAGUCUUGUGCUUGGAUCUUUCUUGGUUUGGCACAUAUUCCUCACUUGUCGUAAUAUGACAACUAUAGAGUACUAUGAUGCGAAACGAGCUGCAUGGUUGGCUAGGAAAUCCGGGCUGAGCUAUCACCAUCCUUACGAUGUUGGUUCUUUCAAAAAUAUUUCCCUGAUCUUGGGCCCCAACAUGUUAAAAUGGCUUUGGCCUACUUGCACCAGUCAUAUUAAGGACGGACUUAACUACCCUUCUAUACGCGAUAGCUCGUGA